Molecule: messenger RNA, 2704 nt
Organism: Peromyscus californicus insignis
Lineage: Eukaryota; Metazoa; Chordata; Mammalia; Rodentia; Cricetidae
Gene: Snrpg
Product: small nuclear ribonucleoprotein polypeptide G
Exons: 4
Coding region: 2334-2615 (93 amino acids)
Biological process (GO): spliceosomal snRNP assembly; mRNA splicing, via spliceosome
Cellular component (GO): SMN-Sm protein complex; catalytic step 2 spliceosome; U12-type spliceosomal complex
Molecular function (GO): RNA binding
Source: RefSeq, a predicted model, not a curated record
GACACCAGUUCCUUUGCAUCUGGAUCUUAGAAGGUGAAGUGGAAAGAAGCUGGUGCUAAAAUUUGGAUCACAGAUAGCACAGGGGAGAAUUCUAGAUCUAAAUUGUCAUGGGCCAGUGCUUGUUCUGGCAGUAGAGAUUGCCCUUAUACCGAGGGCUCAGAUUCUCACUACAUAGACAUCCGAGCUGGCAGCUUUCCUCAACCUGCUGGUAAAGUUUGAGAAGUGUGUUUCUUUGCCAAGCUCCUGUUUACCACACACACCUUGCAUGUGCUCUGAAACAACAGUCAGCUAGUCAUUUAGAGGGAGGAAAGGGUUUCCUUCUAGAUCUUUUCUGUUUGUCUUACAUGCAAGAGCACAAAGUGGAUUUAAGAUACAGGAGGGAGAGAAGUUUGAAUAGCUUCUAAAGGUUCCUUGUAAGUUUUGGCCAUCAAGAUGGGAAAGUCCAUUUCUUCAAAUUCUGUCAUUCUGGAAGCCCCUGAAAAAGCAGGGCAGUAUACUGUGCAUGGGAAACAGUUUCCUUCUCUGACUUCUGUGGCAAAGUGACACAUUCCCAUGAAGAGCAAGGGAGUUUGAUUGUCAGUCACAUACCAGUAGCUGAGAAUAAACAGUCAAAUAGUAACUGUUGAGAAGUACUAGGUUUGGGAAAACCUAAAUUUUACAGAAUAAAAGUCCAAACCCAGUAUUACUCCCUCGGCCCCUUGAAUUCACAGAGCCUUUUAGAGGUAAUCCUCUAGCACAAGGAAGCCUAAAAGUAAGCAGCUUGGGCCAAGGAAAGCUAGGACCACUAUAGAGCUAGACAGGUACACACCUUACCAAAUGCCAUUUUUGCCUGGGGCUUUGCAGUGCAGUGUUGCUGCCCCAACAUGGCACCUUAUCUUUUGGAUAAGCACUAUGUUGUAUUUAUACCAAUUAAUUACUUGAAACGGUGAUAAUACUUGUCAGUUUGCUGUCAAGCCUGUGAUAUAUUUUCCAAGUGGUUUUGUUUUUAAAUAAAGUUUCAUGGUCUCCAACUUUUUCCUAGUGGGUAGUGAUAUAUCAGUAUGCCUCUGAAUUUUAAGACAUCCUGAGAGUGCAUAGUAGUAGAUGGAAAGCACUAAGGGAAAGUCAGAGCAUCAUGGCUUAAAGUCUGUUAAUGUAGAAAAGAUACCCAGAGCCAAGCGAUGGUGGCAUAACACCUUUAAUCCCAGCACAUGGGAGGCAGAGGCAGGUGGAUCUCUUGAGUUUGAGGAUAGCCAGGCUACACAGAGACCUGUCUCGAAAGCCCCUCCAGAAAAUAAUAGGAUUAAGGGUGCAUACCUGUAAACUCAGUACUUCCAAGGUUGAGAGGAGGAGGACCGCCCUUGUUUGAGGACAGCCUGGGCUACAUACUGAGACCCCUAACAGCAAGUGGUGGAAAGAGUAUACAGUUAAGACUCCUUGUUCCGGUUGGAUUUUGUCAACGACACAAACUAGUCACAUGGUAUGAACCUCAGUUGAACUGCCUCCAACUGGCAGGUCUGUAGACAGCAUGUCUGUGGGGACGUUUUCUGCAUGACUGAAGCGAGAAAGCCCAAGUCACUGAGGGCCUGAGGGCCACCCCUGGGGAGGUGCACACCUUUACUCUCAGCACUCAGGAGGCAGGCUCAAGACCUCAGGGCUUUCUUGUGGUACGCCUCACGUUUUAUGUACAGGGGCCGUGGUGUGCUAAGUGGGGAUCUGGAAGCAGAACUGCAGGACUAUAUGGGUCAAGAAUACUCCAGACUCCGGAUUCACAUCCUAGAAUCAGCCUCGGCCCCUUCCCGCUACUGGUGCAGGGAAGCCAUUGAUUAAUUUGGAUGCUUCAGGAGCCCUCACCUUCGCCUUACGGGUACGCUUAGGAAAUAAAGGGCAGCGCGGUGCGGCAGCCUGUAAUCCUAGCACAGGAGGCGGAGCCAGGAAGAUGGAUUUCAAGUCAGCUUCGACUACACCGUGAGCUCGAGGUCCGCAUGAAUUACAUCAAAAACGGGGAGGGCAUGGGAAGAGAGGAAAGGGAAGGAGAAACGACGAAAAUGUAACGAGAAAAAAGGAAAGGGAGAAAUUAACGGAAAAAGUGACAAGCAAAGAAGCGCGAAAGCUGCACUUCAAUUUCACACAAAGGACGCUUAGCCCAGGCCCCGCCUCUCAAUCCUAGCCAGUCACUGACGACGCAACCGGAAGUGUGGCGUUGGUUCGGGCGUCCUUCUCAGUAUCGCGAGAUGGAAGUGAUGAUUGCCUCGCGCGGUAGUGACGUCAGACAUCGGCGCCCGGCCUGCUGCGCGUGCGUUUGUGAGGCCGCCCGCUCUUUUCCAUCGUCCCGAGCCCGCUGAAAAGUCGCCAUGAGCAAGGCCCACCCUCCCGAGCUGAAGAAAUUUAUGGACAAGAAGUUAUCAUUGAAGUUAAAUGGUGGCCGACAUGUACAAGGAAUACUACGGGGCUUUGAUCCCUUUAUGAAUCUUGUGAUUGAUGAGUGUGUGGAGAUGGCAACUAGUGGGCAGCAGAAUAACAUCGGCAUGGUGGUAAGUAAAGGUCAUACGAGGAAACAGCAUCAUCAUGUUAGAAGCCUUGGAAAGAGUCUAAACAAUGGCUGGUCAGAAGAGGAGUCCACAUCCUUCCCCUAAGGACUGUUUGAUUGGGGUGUAGAAUUGGGUCAUGUACAUUUUCAUAUGAAACUUUUUGCUAAAUAAACUCUUGUGAUACUCAGAGUGCA